CAUCCUUUGACUGUAAAGCUUUACCUGUUGGCUGUUUGACGGAAGGGAACACUGCGCUUAGGUUGGGACUAGACCUAAUUACAGAAUAUUGACCGUUCUAUCAAUACCCUUUAACCUAUGGGAUCGGAUAGUGAGAGCGAGGGGCAUCCCCUCGACGAUUACCUUUCUCGAGCAGCGAAGAGGAAACGAAUGGAGGAUGCUAAGCCGGCGGCCCAGCAAGCGGACGAGGCAAGCGUGGAUGAAAGCGAUGACGAUGGCGCUAAGAAUAAAAAAGGCCAGGCUGGCGAAGCGGACCGUGAUGGUGCUUCCGAUGGAGACGACUCCGAUGACAGCCAGGGUUCAGAAAGCUCCGACGGCGAAGAUGAGGAUGACGAGGACAGCGACAGCUCUGACGAAGCUGAAGAGGGAGGACCAAGAAUAAGAAGAGCAGCAUCUGCGCCACCCGCGACAGAAGCCCAACCACCAGCAGCCGGGUCAGCAGCGGAGCCUGGGCUGUUGCAGCCGGCACCUCUGGCUGCUGGAUCCAAACCUGUGGGUGUCGUACUCGUUGACGACACAGCUGAGAUUGUCCGUGACUAUGAGGUUGCCAAGCUAUUGCGCAAUCCACGCUACUUUGACGACUACGCUGCGGAGUUGCCCACCUUCCGCUGCUUCAACUGCGGCCAAGUGGGGCACGCGGCGCGUGACUGCACCAACCAAGCGCGCGUGAAGCCGUGCUACCUGUGCGCGCAGUUCGGACACGACGGCCGAGACUGCCCCAACCGCUUAUGUUUCCGCUGCGGCCGGCCGGGUCACAAGCUGCGGGACUGUCGGCAGGACCGCAGCCAGGUGGAUGGAGGGCGGGCGUGCGCGCGGUGCGGGCGACAGGACUGCGACGCGGCGGGAAAGGGCGACUACUUCAGGUACGAGGGCGGCUGCAGCAAGCAGUACACCUCCUCCGACCUGCGCCACGUGCGCUGCAUGAGCUGCGGCGAGCCUGGACACCUCAUGUGCAAGCCGGCACCCAAGGAGCCCUGUGUUCGCAGCUGCUACAACUGCGGCCGCAUGGGGCACUACGGCGAGUUCUGUCCCUCCGGCACCCGCCCGCACCUGAUGGCGGAGCGGCGGGGGGACGAGGAGCGGGCGGCGGCUGAGCUGCUGGAGUACGAGAUCGCGAUGGAGAGGGAGUACGAGGAGAAGCGGCGACGGGAGCAGCAGCAGCAGCGGGGAGGCUACGGCGGUGGUGGCGGUUACGACCGUUACAACGGUGGCGGUCGCGACGGGGGUGGUGGCCGUUACGAUCAAGACCAACGGCGAGGCGGCGGAGGUGGGGAUGGGUAUGGCUACGGAGGCGGCGACGGCUACGGAGGUGGCGGCGGGUAUGGCGGAGGCGGUGGUGGAGGAGGAGGAGGAUAUGGAGGCGGGUAUGGUGGAGGCGGCCGCAACGCGCAGAUCGAGUGGGGUUACGAACCGCGGCAGGAUGGCAGGCGAGGUGGGCGGCUCUUCUCGCCCGACGCCUUUCCUCGCGGUGCUGGCGGCGGUGGCGGCGGGCAGCGCUACGACGACCGGCGCGCCAAGACACCCCGCUGGUAGUAGCAGCAGCAGGCGAGGAGGACAACUGUUUGGCCUCUCGGUGCGCCUGUCGGUAGGCGGUUGGCGGAUGCGCCGCGCAUGGAGUGAGUGCCCCAGAACACGUCAUCUGCUAACCUUAUUUGUCUCUCAACAGCGGGGGGGGGGAUGCUGGUGAGGCAACCGACUGACGCGUCUGUGACCGAAAGUUGACCGUGUUGUGUCUUUUGUCUUAGUCACUUGACCAUUGGCGGACUUUGACUACUUUAAGUCGUUUGUCUUGUUCAUCAGACCAAUGACGGACGAAUUGACGGUUGGAUUUGGGAAGCACGGGUGGGACCGAGCUUGCACGUGCCUGCAUGCGCGUCAACUAACUGUUCGGGAUCGACUGUUCUUGACGCUGUUGACUGGGGUGGAUGAAAUCCCAACUGUGUUCUGGGUCGGGGCAAUCCCAAAGAUUUGUGUACACGGUAAGGCCAGGGCGGCACUGUCUGUUGCCGUACAUGGAUGCUACGGCCGACGCCACUGCAUCAAAUCCACCAAGGAGGGACAUGAGAGGAGGAACACAACAUGUACGGUGAACCUCGUUUUGAAAAUGCGGC
Astrephomene gubernaculifera is the source of this 2150-nucleotide messenger RNA. NCBI's taxonomy places the organism in Eukaryota, Viridiplantae, Chlorophyta, Chlorophyceae, Chlamydomonadales, Astrephomenaceae. The record is from the annotation of a GenBank genome assembly.